AUGAAAAGUAAGUUCGUUGAUACGAAGCCCAACAUCAUAUUCAUUCUGACUGAUGACCAGGACACUGAAUUAGGCUCCAUGAACUUCAUGCCGAAGUUGAAGAAGUAUCUGCAAGAAGCAGGCACCACCUUCACGAACGCCUACUCGACGACGCCAAUGUGCUGCCCGUCCAGGAGCUCCUUGCUUACUGGUUUGUACGUGCACAACCACAACGUGUACACGAAUCGUGAAAACUGUUCCUCAGAAAGUUGGAGAGCCACACACGAGAGGUUCAACUUUGGUACCUACCUCAAUGAAGCCGGGUACAUCACUGGAUACUUCGGUAAGUACCUAAACGGGUACAGGGGGCAGCAUAUACCGCCGGGCUGGGACGAGUGGAUGGCCCUGAUCAGAAACACCCGGUACUACAACUACUCGCUCAACCACAACGGGCACAUCGUCAGACAUAGGGACAGUUACAAGGAGGACUACUUGACUGACGUCAUCACGAAGAAUGCCAUCGAUUUCUUCAAGAAAACCAAACAACAACACCCGAACAAACCGGUUGCUAUGGUGAUGAGCAUGCCCGCCCCCCACGGGCCUGAAGACAGCGCUCCCCAGUACCACAGCUACUUCAAAAACGUCACCACACACAGGACACCGUCAUGGAACGUUGCUCCGAACCCAGACAAGCAGUGGCUGUUGCAGUACCUGGACAAGAUGACUCCAUUGCAGCAAACUUUCACAGACCUGACGCACAUCAAACGGUUGCAGACGCUCAUGUCAGUCGAUGAAGCCGUUGACAAGAUCAUGGAAAUGUUAGUGAGGUUGGACCAGCUAGACAGAACCUUCAUCAUCUUCACCUCUGACCACGGGUACCACUUGGGGCAGUUUGGAAUGACCAAAGGAAAAGCCAUGCCGUACGAGUUUGACGUUAAAGUCCCAUUUGUAAUCAGGGGACCAAAGGUGCCAAAAAACACCACGCUGCCUCACAUAGUUCUAAACAUCGACAUCGCCCCUACUUUGCUGGACAUCGCGGGGUUGGACCCCCCCUCAAACAUGGACGGGAUCUCCUUCUAUCCAGUCAUCAAGAGGGAAGGAAGCAGCGGAAGCAGGAUGGGCGAUGAUGGUCCGUUCUGCGCUUGCUGUAACUCGAACAACAACACGUACUGGUGCAUGAGGACCAUCAACAAGACGCACAACAUCCUCUAUUGCGAGUUCAUCACGGGCUUCAGGAGCUACUACGACCUCAACCUCGAUCCUUUUCAGCAAAAUACGUUGUGCCAACUUGCGAGAGAUUGA
This is a messenger RNA of Helobdella robusta, 1281 nucleotides long. RefSeq lists its product as hypothetical. The coding region runs from base 1 to 1281 and encodes 426 amino acids. Gene Ontology annotation, molecular function: glycosaminoglycan binding; N-acetylglucosamine-6-sulfatase activity. Gene Ontology annotation, biological process: glycosaminoglycan metabolic process. Lineage: Eukaryota; Metazoa; Annelida; Clitellata; Rhynchobdellida; Glossiphoniidae. The record is from RefSeq and is a predicted model, not a curated record. The transcript has 11 exons.